Serpula lacrymans var. lacrymans S7.9 is the source of this 7597-nucleotide messenger RNA. RefSeq lists its product as uncharacterized. Bases 1 to 6558 code for a protein of 2185 amino acids. The record is from RefSeq and is a predicted model, not a curated record. Gene Ontology annotation, cellular component: plasma membrane; cytoplasm. The transcript has 13 exons. Gene Ontology annotation, biological process: small GTPase-mediated signal transduction. Gene Ontology annotation, molecular function: small GTPase binding; guanyl-nucleotide exchange factor activity. NCBI's taxonomy places the organism in Eukaryota, Fungi, Basidiomycota, Agaricomycetes, Boletales, Serpulaceae.
AUGGCAACGAGCCCAGCACCUGGACAACGCAAGGGCGUCUGGGAACCAUUACCUCUCAUUGUCUACGGUUACGCCGUCCAUGCCCUGUCCCAAUCCCGAAGAGACACUCGCAUCUCCAAUCGCACCAGACUCUCCACUGUCACAGAAGCAUCCAACGACGAGAAUGGCGUACACAGGGACGUCGUCUCCCUCGAAGUCGGCGACGAGGUCUAUGCUUUCGAAAAGUAUACUCCACGCGGGAAAGAGGUCGAAGGCAUCUGGUACAGAGGAUAUGUCGUCUGUACGACCCGUCGUCCACCUGUCACUUGGGCUGCGUCACUUGACCCUUCAUGUUCGAACAAGACGCCAGUCAAAACGGAAGAGCCCCAACAGGUCUUCAUUGGCAUCUUCCCCGCCUCUCAUAUAUACGUCCGCGACGAACUCUCAGAUGCAGAAGGACGCUUACCUGACCUCGCUACCGCACUCACCCCCAAUACUGCCUCCACGAAUGGUUUAGUAAAUACGCCAUCAGACAUGUCGCCUCAGCUCAAACAGGAUAGAACUACCACCGUCCCCGACUCAGCCAAGGGAGACAUGGAAGACGAGAGAAAGUCGUUCAAACUCGGCCCUCCUCCCGAUCAAGCCAAGUCUUCACGAGCAGGCCUGACAGUCUACCCUGCAAGCAUACAUUCUUCCUCCCAUGACUCUCAAGCACUAAAACCACUUCCUCCACGCCCUUCUCUCAAAUCGGGCGACGACACCGCGUCAGGAAGCAGUCAGCCCAUCAUCGAUGAGAUUGCGUCCGCACUUCGCGAAUGGCACAACUUAAUGUUCCAGUACCUUGCCCGGCGCGAUUACAAGCUCUUUCAUACCGUGCGUGAACAUAUAGAAGCCCUCCACCUUGGGCGGCGGCAGCUCCUUGCGCAGACGCUUAGUUCGGAGGAGACGGCUAGUCUCCGACGGGACUGUGUUGCACAGCUCGUGAGUGGGAAUGUAGUACAAGGUCUCGACAUCAUUGUACGUCACCCAAGCUGGGGCGCGCUGGUGAGUGUCGACGUCGAGGGCGAGCUCGACAUUCAAAGCUGGAUGAGUGCUGUGAGGAUGUAUGCUAUGCAGACAUCAUUGGCAUAUAUGAAUGUUCCCAAUGAGCACCUCAAUUCCUCCAGACACAACCUCGGCCCAUCGAUCGAUUACUCCUCGGCCCCCAUACCUACACCUGCGCAUUCUGCCUUCCCAGAAUUGUCGCGUCUCAGGACAAACUCUCGCCUCAUGGGCUCUCUUGCACCGCCUCAACCUGAGAGGCAAGCAACAGCCAAAUUUUACCACAUAUUCCUCGACUUGCGCGCUUUUGUCGCGUCCCCAUGUGCGCCAGGCGAGACUGCAGAGCUAUACUUCUCGUUGUGCAAAAAUUCGGAAUAUCCCCGAUUCGUUACCGAAGACCGCUGUGUCAUACUGAACCACAAUGGAGUACUGGCGCGCGAUCCUGCAGCACGUAUACGGACACUGUUUACUGACAUUUCCAUCUCGGAUGCGCAAGAUCCGAUGUUCCUUGUAUGUCGCAUUGUCAGGAACGGUGCGAUGAAGAUGGGGACCAGUAUGGGUUCAGGGCUUCCUGGUGAUAAUGGCAGACGAACUUCAGAGGCUUCUAUCAGGGAGGAGGUGACCUUGAGCCCGACGACCCCAGUCAGUGCACGAGGAUUCGCGGCCGAUCCUCCUUUAUUUUUCCGACGUCCGUUUGGAUGCGCAGUCCUAGAACUUACGCAGCUUAAUAAGAUGAUGUCGGAGCAAGUUGAUGUAUCUCCCACGAAGGAGUAUACGAUGCCUAUUUACGUACCAACUAACGAAGCCCUAUUUUCCAUGCUACAUCAAGAUAUCAUCGCCAAAAAUACCAAAGAGUAUGAGAAGUCACCUAGGGCUGAAAUGCUGGCUGUUUCCAUCAAGAUUUUCCACGGCGAUGCAGCAACCAUUGUUCGCGAGAACAUGUCUUUAUUGCAGGACAUACCACUCACUCUGCGCCUGGGCUUUCCUGACGUCGUGUUCCCGGGAGAUGUUCGAAACGAACUUUAUAUUAAACUAUGGAGUGGAGAUUUCUCAUCCACCCAUACGGGCUCAUCACGCCUUAGUAUGGCUAAUCUAAACUUUGCGCGUCCAGGGCCCGUCAACAACAACAACGUGCAAAUGACCAUCGAAAUCAGGGAUCAGGAUGGGCGAGCAAUCGAGAAAGCCAUAUCGCAAGGGAGCGGUGAACCCGAAGUGACACAGUUCCACUCCAUAGUUUUCACGCGCAACAAUCAGCCAACAUUUGGAGAACUCAUUAAGCUACAGCUCCCGCUCCAGGGCGUGCCCAACUGGCAUUUGUUCUUCACUUUCCGCCACAGAACUGGGAGAGAAAAAUUGUACGCGAAAACGACAGAGGUCGUGGAUCGACCGUUUGCGUUUGCUUUCCAGCCACUGUACCCAGCCCAGGGAGCCUUUCUCGAAGAUGGUAGCCACACACUAGUUCUUUAUAAGGCUGACCGGUUGAGCCACAUAACACCAGAUUUAUAUCUUGGUUUGACACCAUGGUUGCUCCCAAAUCAGAGGCCAGAACAAGUUUAUGUCCCUCCCGAUCUGCAGAGGGUAGCACUUCCCAUGCGGGAUACCGUCACCAUCCGAUCGUCUCUAUGUUCUACCAAGUUCACACAAAACCCCGUCCUAUUGAGCCUUUUGAAUUGGGAACAGAUAACGAAUACAGAGCUGCUCUCUACUGUUUUGACCAAGUUCACUUUUGUUGGGGAGGGCGAGAUCGUCAAGUUCCUUCGUGAUAUCUUCGAUUCGCUUUUUGGGAUUUUGGUCUCUCAUAACAAUCAGUCUGGAGAGAUAGAUCAUUUGGUUUUCAAUGCGCUGGUGACUGUACUGCGUAUUGUCCAAGACCGCCGUUUCAGCAACUUCCAGCCAGUGCUAGAUGUUUACAUCGAGAAACACUUCAACUGUGCAGCAGCCUCCUCUCACAUGAUACACUCAAUGGACCGUCUUCUCCGGAAUCCCACCGGGAACGAUACUGCCUCGCCGUUGCGCGCUGCCCUCAAGGUCUGGCACUAUAUCUUCAAGUUCAUUACACGCUCUCGCGAACUACAGAAAGCCACAGAACUUGGUAUGGGAAUCGGGCCUACAGCGGAAUACUUGGAAUCGACUUUCAAGCGUGAGAUACGCAAUCAUCUUAACGAGGUUAACCGGAUGAUGGCCACAUCGUCUCCUCUAUCCAUUAUCGGGACCCAAACAAUUGCCCUUCAACACUUCACGUCGAUACUGCCAGACCUAUCCAGUGUAUUCUCCACCGUAGAGCUCGUGACCAUAGCAAGCAACUUUGCCAAAGCAGUUUCAUCUGGAAAAGGCAAGAUUGUGAUCUGGAAACUCAUCAUGUACCUCCAGAUCGUCAAGAGUUUCUUGUUUGACCAUCCACAGUCUCGUGCACUUUUAGUGGAAGCUGUCGUUAUCUGGAUUAAGCCCCACUUUGGUCGGUUUGAUGAGUACACACAAACUCAUCUGAAUGAUUCGGACAAUGCUCGUGAUUCUGCACGCGUCAGUUGGUUGGAAAGUAUCAGGCUAUGUGUCACGGUUACGGCGGUAAUGUUAGAUAAACUGCAACAACAGCUGGUAUCCCCUGCUAUCACUGCCGAUCGCAAUCUUUUACGCCAGGAACAAGAUAAUGUCGAAUACCUUUUGACGCUUAUGCCGAGGUUGUUAGACUCGUAUCGCGAAUUCCAGGAUCCCGCCAAUCAUCGUGCUGUUGAGCGUACUCGGUCGCCUACAAUGUCCAUUGCGACAGUUCCGGUUACAUUCCCAGAGUCUUAUCCCUUUUCGCUAAUGGCACUCCUUCCUAAUGCGCCUCGGAAUGCUACAAGUGCAUCGCUCCUUUGCGAGAAUAACUCUGUGUUCAACCCCGGCCUCGGUGAAACCGCCAUUGUCUUCUUGGUGCUGGUUUUGUCUGCGCCCACCAAGCAUAUAUACAACUUCCUGGAAUCUAGUUUUGAAAUCGAGGGUAGAGACAACUUUGCAUCCUUGCUAUCUCAGUUCUUCAAGGUCUCAGCGUCGAUACUGGAGAACGAUGCUUUCCCUGGUAGUUGGCUCAACGUUAAUAUCUUAGCGCAUAAAGUUCUUAUCAAAAUGAUGGAUCCUGUCGCAACACUGUUGAAGAGAGACUUCAUACCAUCGAAAUUGUCAUUUCAAAAAUUCAAUGCCAACUUAUGGAAAGAGGCGUUUUACAUGCUCCUCCGACUUUUGUCUUCGGAUCAACUGGUUAUCGAGGAGUUUAGUCCGCAGAAACGUCGUGCCGUGUGGCGUCUUGGUGGCGAUAUUCGGGGAGAAGGGGCUGAUAUCUUGUUACGUCUUUGGAUAGCGCUCGGAUGGCCAGAAAACUCCACUCCUGAUUCGGAAUUAGCUCUGACUUUUGGCGAAUAUCAAGCUCCUUUAAGUCCACUGGUCGGGCAUGUGGUUAAUCUCUGUCUUAGCCAUCAUGAUCAGCUGCGCAAUAACGCCGUUCAAAUACUGUUUGGUAUGAUCGUUUCCGAAUAUCAACAAUACAAUAACUUCGACCAAAUCGAGAAUGAGCUUGUCAACAAGCUGGACUCUUUGUUUAUGUCGGAUAGUAAAGGCGACGACAUAUCUCGUGCUUUCUUCAUUGCGCAGCUUAGGCACCUUUUCGAGACCUCCGAUGUUGACGAGCAGCUCCGGGAACGUGUAGCACUUUUCCUUGAUUCGGUAGACCUUUUCCUUAAACUACUGUUGAGCGUGCGUCAGCUACCUGAUGGUGACGAGUAUGCGGAUGACCGUGUCAUUGCUACGCUCCGUCUGAUGAAUUUCAUUCGGCGAAUUGGACGUGAUGAGAUUUACAUCAAAUACGUCCACCAGCUAGUUAAUAUGCAUCUCCAAUCUCAAAAUUACGUGGAAGCUGCUCUUACACUGAAGCUACAUUCUGAUCUGCACGAGUGGGAUCUACACACUUUUGUUGACCCUAUGGAAGAUCUAGGGUUGCCGCAGCAAUCACAAUUCCAUCGUAAAGAGACGCUCUGCUUAUUGAUUUUAGAUUACCUAGGCAAGGGGAAGGCAUAUGAAAACGCGAUCGAGAUAUGCAAGGAACUGGCAAAGCAGCAUGCCGAAGUUACCUUCAACUAUGCUCGGUUGUCAGAGAUUUUGCGCCAUCAAGCCGCUCUUCUCGAACAUAUCAUUACUGACCAGCGAUAUUAUUCUGACUAUUUCCGUGUAUCAUUCUAUGGCGACUUUCCAGAUGCUAUACGAAAUAAGCAAUUUAUCUAUCGUGGAUAUGAAUGGGAAAAAUAUGGUGCCUUCUGCGAACGCAUGCUCAACAAACAUCCCGGAGCCCAACUGCUUAAAACGAUGGGAGAUCCGCCGGUAGACAUACGAUUUGGGAACACCCAAUAUAUACAAUGCACUGCAGUGGCACCAGAACCAAAUCGUUUGUCCCCCAUCUUUACUAGUCCUGAUGUUCCGCUUGCAGUUCGGAAUUAUUAUGAGCAUUGCGCCAUCGAUUUGUUCAGCUGUUCUAACAAGGUCGUCAAAGCUGGACGUGAUGGUGACGAAGAAGUGUGGUUAGAAAAGGCGUACUUCACUACAGAGGAAGCCUUUCCUACUGUUCUUCGGAGAUCAGAAGUCGUAGCUUUGGAGAUGCUUGAUAUCUCUCCCGUUGAAAACGCCUUGAACGAGAUAGAGCAGAAGACCAGAGAACUCGCUGCCCUCAAUCUCAGGUACUCGUCACUUGCAAAAACGACUCAAACAAUACCGACGAAUCCGUUAUCUAUGAGCUUGAACAGUGCAGUGGAUGCACCGGUAGAGGGUGGCAUAUCAACAUACCGAGAAACCUUCUUUGAUCCUACUUACGUCACCAAAUACCCGGAAAGGGCAGAGCUAGUUGAAAAGUUACGCAUUGCCAUAGACGAUCAGGUCCGCAUCAUUGAUAGCUGUCUAAAGCUACAUGGUCAGCUUUGUCCCCCUGAGAUGCUUCCUUUCCACGAAACCCUCGAGAAGUUCUUCCGGAAAAACUUCCAGGAAGAAAUCCGCCGCUUAGCCAUGGACACAGGUUCCGAACAAGUCCCCGUAUCACCCACGUCAAGAUCGUACCUUCCCUCUGCGCCAUCACAAUACCAGGGGUCAACGCAAGAUCAAUCUUCACUUCAGCGCUCGAUGUCAAACGCCUCAUCCACACGAUCUCCGUUCGUGAUUCCCCCGUUACAGUUAGGCAUUCAGACUCUCACCUCACCCCUCCUGACACCCCAAUCACCCCGUAACUUUUUGCCCCUGGAGAACCCUAUGAGGACUAAGCAAACGCCGCUUCAGCAACAUCUCGCUCAUCUUACUCGGCACGGCUUGACCGGCGUCUCUUCUGGGCCUCGCGAAACCAGCGGAAGUGAUGGAGAAGCAGAAUCGCUUCAUGACUCUCUGAUCACCGUAGGUAACGGCGCUUCAGCUGUCGGACUAUCAGGUGCAUCAGUAGCUGCCUCUAAUGUAGGUAGCCUAGGCUCUAUCAAAGGGCGCCUCUCCAGAUUUGGAAGUCUAAACUUUAGUCGUCGUGGUGGUUCAUAAUCUUUUCAGAAUUUACUUUCUUUUUAGUGUGUUUCUACAUUACAGGUUCGAUGAUAUGCUGGAUGAUCUGAAUGACUCGCUGUAGCUUUCACACUUUCUUUUUUUACAACACUAUAUUUGCAUACUUGCUAAUAACAAUUUUUCCGUAAGAGGAGGAUACCCAAGAUGAAAAGAAAUGCCAAAAGGGGGGCGGGAAUUGUAAUACAGAGAAAUAUAUGGAUGAACUAGGUAUAACAAGGUUACAUAUGGUCAUAUAUAUAUAUACGAAUAAUGAAACAAUCAGAGUAGCGCAAGUCCGUGACAAAGAAUGAGGAAAUGAUACAUACAUACAACAGGCAAAUUAAAAAUAACAUAUGGGGGGUUGAGGAGAGAUACGGAAGGGCAGCGGGGAUCGGAAACUGAGACAGACGAAGACAAUGCGAUAAAUACGAAAGCUUCUUCAAGCUGCUUGAUCGACGAAUUCAUCAUGCAUAUUGUGUUCACGGAGCGUCUGAAAAUCGAGCGAAUCGUAGGUAUUGAGGGGGUAGUUUACACCGUACAUGUCGAGAGGAUCCUGGGGGAAACACGCUGGUUCAUAUUUUGAAGGCUGAGAACUACUGAAAUCAUCCUGUUGAAUAUUUGGGACGGCCAUCCCAACCGUAUUCAUGUCCCAUACACCAUGCGAUAAGUCUACAUUGUCCUGAAGAGGAUAGUCGGACAGGAAAGUCUGGGAGACUGGCGAAGAGGACGAUGAGUCCGAGGACACAGGGGUGUAGAGGUCAAUGCACGAAUUGCUGUUGGGUACACUGUACAACAUCUGUUGCGAGUCGGGUGUGGGUAGGUAUACGUUCAUCAUGUUGGAGUCGACAAAUGAGGAUAAAGACUGCUGGUUGACAUCCCCCUCGAAAUCAUUUCUGUAAGACGAAGAGGCCGGAGGCAAGUCCAACGAGAGGCCUGGAAGGCUGGGGGACCUCGACAUUUUAUGAGAGCUUGAGAGUGGUAGCCCGCCGCCGCCGUGAUGGACGUCGUAUGAUGUCUUGGUUGUAUUACUUGUAAGAGU